AUGGUCGACUACUACCACCAGAUACAAGAACGCAAGCGCCUGAAAAUGACUAAGAUAACGGCAUAUGAGAACCUCAGCUUCAUGAAAGGAACAUCCGUAGCAGUUGAGAGGCUGUUUAGUGCAGAUAAAUACGUGAUGACGGACCGCCGAUCCCGCCUGACUCCUGGCAUGUUCGAAGCCAUUAUGUUUCUCAAGAUAUUUAUGGAUGGGGACGCGAGCGUGACCAGACAGGACAUUGCCACUCGACGUGUGGCUCUCUACUUAAAGCUGAAGAAACCUGUGAUUCUUGAGCCCAAUGCUGUUGUGACGGGACUUGAGAGUCCCAAGUUGAGACUUAAAUGA
Molecule: messenger RNA, 342 nt
Organism: Phytophthora infestans T30-4
Lineage: Eukaryota; Oomycota; Peronosporomycetes; Peronosporales; Peronosporaceae
Exons: 3
Coding region: 1-342 (113 amino acids)
Molecular function (GO): protein dimerization activity
Source: RefSeq, a predicted model, not a curated record